Molecule: messenger RNA, 4755 nt
Organism: Salvelinus fontinalis (brook trout)
Lineage: Eukaryota; Metazoa; Chordata; Actinopteri; Salmoniformes; Salmonidae
Product: fibronectin type III domain-containing protein 7-like
Exons: 14
Coding region: 101-2551 (816 amino acids)
Molecular function (GO): protein binding
Source: RefSeq, a predicted model, not a curated record
ACGUGAAGCAAUUCUCAAAUAGCUCCUUUCAACUAAUCGAGAGAAACCCCAGAGUGCAAGACACAACAGAAAAGGAUAACAUCAAGAAGAAGAAAACAGAAUGGGAUUUAUUAAUUGGAUGGUGCUUUUUGCCUUGAUAGGCAUAGGCUCUCAGAGUUCAGCGUCAUCAGAAAUCACAGUGUCGAUAUUCACCGUAACAUCUAAGAGUAUGACCGUGCAGUGGAGCAGAUGCUCAGGAGCCAGUUCCUACAAGAUCACAGCAACCUCCAAGAACUCCCUGGAUGCCUCAGCCUUCGCCCAGUUCGGUGCCAACUCUGUGAUGGGCUCCAUCAACUCUCUAACCCCCAACAAUAUGUACAUCAUCAGGGCUGAAGCCAUGGAUAACAGCCUGAAUGUUUUGAGCCAGGCUGAAGUAGAAGAGACCACCGCUUCUGAGGUGCCCACCAUCAACAUGGCAACAUCAAAACAGAGUGAGAGCAUGACCGUGGAGUUCACUCAGGUGUCCGGUGCCACUUCCUACAUCCUGCGUGCCGAGACCGCCGACAUGUCCUUCUUCUGCGAAACCAAGGUGUCCUCUUCCCCUGGGACCGUGCUCAACCUUCAGGCCUACACCGACUACACUCUCAGUGUCAUGUCCGUCAACAGCGGAGGCAGAAGCCAGCCUUCCCUCCCUGUGGUAGCAAAGACAGUGGUUGCUGCGCCCAAGCUCAACUCCACCUCUCCCAGCAAUGACACCAUUGUGGUGGGGUGGGAGCCUGUGGACCACGUUUUCCUGUACACCAUUAGCAUCAUCAUGGAGGGCUCAGACAGCAGGGUGAAGCUCAACACCACUGACACCAGCGUGAUCUUCUCUGGCCUGGAGGCUGGGACAACCUAUUGCAUCAAGGGCAACGCCUGGGACCCCGAGAAAAGACAGGGAGACGACUUCACCGUCUGCCAGAUCACACGUCCAUGCAUCCCUGUGCUCACUGAGUUGGAGGUGAGGAUGGUGGGCUCUGAGGCUGGUCUGUCUGUGUCCUGGGCUCCAUCUCAGGGGGCAGGGGAGUACCUGGCUUUCAGCUCCGAGGGGCUGAACUGUACCUCUACCACCGGCGCCUGCACCCUGGCCCCCGUGGGGUGUGGCCAGAGACACACCGUCACCGUGACAGCCAUCAACGAGGGAGGACCCAGCAUCCCUUCUGCUCCUGAGGAGUUCAUCACCUUCCCCUGCCCACCAGAGCCUCUGCGUGUGGAGGAGACCAAGGCAGGUAAUUGCUCUGUGUUGUGGGACGCCAUUCCCUACACCGACACCUACGUGGCCUUCAUCAAGAGGGAUGAUGGUCAGGAGGAGAGGUGCAACACCAGCUCCACCAGCUGUAACUAUCACUGCCAGUGUGGAUACACCUACCUGAUGACUGUGUUCGCCUUCAGCCAGGCUGGAUCCAGCCCACCGGGCCCCGUGCUCAACUACACCACCUUACCCUGUUGUCCCGAGGAUGUGUUCAUCUCCCUGGCCUCCCCCGGCACCCUGGAGAUCAUGUGGUCAGCAGUGCGCGGGGCUGAGGUGUACGAGACGCGGGCGGUGGAAGGGUCAGAGGUCAUCCUGUGUAACGACACGGCACCUGUGUGCGCUCUCUCCGACCUCACCUGUAACAGCCCCUACAGUGUGGUGGUGAUCCCCUGUAAUGAGAUUAGAGGGUGCAACCACACCUGCAGAUCACACACCAAGGAGACAGCUCCCUGUAUGCCAGAGAUCCUGAAUGUGACCCAGAUCAACACCACCAGUGUCAAUGUCAGCUUUAGUGCUCCCAACAGAGCAGGUGCCACCUACAAAGUGAGCGUAGUGGCCCAGGACAACAGAAACACCUGCACUUCCAGAGGAACUUCCUGUGAGAUACAUGACCUGCCCUGUGGCGAGGUCUAUGAGGUCAGCGCCAUAGCAACCACCACCGUGGGCGACAGUUUUCCCAGCUACAGUGUUCCACUGGAAACAGCACCCUGUUGCCCGGCAACCCUUAAUGUUGAACAGGUGACUCAGGCCAUGACCAAUGUCACCUGGUCGAUGGCGAGAGGCACACACACCUACAUGACCUCUCUGACCUCACCGAAAGGCAACGCCCGCUGCCACACCCUGGACACCCACUGCCUGAUGGGAUGCAUCACCUGCGGAACAAACUACACCGUCAGCAUGGAGGCCAUCAGCCGCACUGGACACAUGUCUGAGUGCACCUAUCAUGGCUUCUCAUCCAGUGCUUGUUGUCCAUCGGGCGUGAAGCUGUACAGGAUGGCCAACAACACGCUGCGUGUAUACUGGCGUUCCACUGGCGGUCUCCAUAACUACACGGCCAAGAUGGUUGGUAGCCAGUCCAACUACACCUGCACCCCUCCCCCCGGGGGCAACACCUGUGAAGUGCCGGAGAUCAUGUGUGGGGACGUCUACAACGUAGUGGUGGCCCCUCUCACCCAGGACGGAGCCAUGGUCCAGUUCUGCCCCCAGAGGAUGUACUCAGUUUCCUGCUCGGGAAGCAAUGUUGGAAUGGUAAUCUAUCGAGGAAAGAGAAGUCUGGACUAGCAGAUGUUCCCAGUCCCAUAGAUAUCAGGAGGAGCAGAGACAAGCUUCUCAUCCUCAUUCCCCCAACAUGUCUACCGAUCCCCAAGAGGAAGUGAACCUCUCUACAAAAUAUCCCAGCCAAAAUUAUAGCUUCGUUUAAGACCUGUUUUUGGAUGUGCAAAACAUCUACAGUUACUGAUCUGAACAAAUAUACUGAAUUUAACAACAAAUUCAUCCUGAAUAAGUAGCUUUAUUUUUAUUUUUAUCUAACACUUUUUUAAUUAAGUGUUUUCAUCAUUAUUUUUAAUACAAACGAGAAAUUAAAUGUUUUUAUUUGGAUAUAUGUCAGCAAAAUGCAAUAAAAAGUACAUACUAUUACUGCUACUUAAAAGAUAAGUAGUUACCAGACUAAAUGUGGAUAUGUUACCAGAAUAAAUGUGGAUUAAAUAUAUUGAAGUAGAUGUGUAUUCAGAAUGUUCCACAUUUAAAUCCAUGUAUUGAUUGUACAAAAGUUUACAGAAUUGUACAUCAUGCACAGUAAUUGAAAUGUUUGUUAUUAAAACUGAAACUCAAAUGGCAACUAUCGAUCAUUAAUUGGAAAUGUAAAAAACAAAGAUGAACAACAUGUAAUAAUUGAAGUAGAGUAGCCUUUCCUGCAGUCAAAUGACCAAAUCGUCCUCUAAUGGCCUCAUGGGUGGAAUGUUAUUAAUAUUUUUUAUAAAAAAAUUGAAGCCUAAAAUCCAGUGUUUCUAUGUCAAACAGUUUCAUUAUAUUUUUGUCUUCUGUGAUGUACAGUGCAUUCGGAAAGUAUUCAGACCCCUUGACUUUUUCCACAUUUUGUUACAUUAGUCUUUUUCUAAAGUGGAUUAAAUAAAAUGUUCCUCAUCAAUCUACACACAAUACUCCAUAAUGACAAAGCUAAAACAGGUUUUUAGAAAUGUUUGCAAAUGUAUUAAAAAUAAAAAAGUAUUUAGACCCUUUGCUACGAGACUCGAAAUUGAGCUCAGGUACAUCCUCCUUCCAUUGAUCAGCCUUGAGAUGUUUCUACAACUUGGUUGGAGUCCAUCUGUGGUAAAUUAAAUUGAUUGGACAUGAUUUGGAAAGGCACACACCUGUCUAUAUAAGGUCACACAGUUGACAGUGCAUGUCAGAGCAAAAACCAAGCCAUGAGAAAUUGUCCGUAGAGCUUUGAGACAGAAUUGUGUAGAGGCACAGAUCUGGGGAAGAGUACCAAAACAUUUCUGCAGCAUUGAAUGUCCCCAAGAACACAGUCUUCCCAUCAUUCUUAAAUGGAAGAAGUUUGGAACCACUCUUCCUAGAGCUGGCCGCCCAGCAAAACUGAUCAAUCGGGGGAGAAGGACCUUGAUCAGGGAGGUGACCAAGAACCCGAUAGUCACUGAUUUAGCUCCAGAGUUCCUCUGUGGAGAUGGGAGAACCUUCCAGAAGGACAACCAUCUCUGCAGCACUCCACCAAUCAAGCCUUUAUGGUAGAGUGACCAGAUGGAAGCUACUCCUCAGUAAAAGGCACAUGACAGCCUGCUUGGAGUUUGCCAAAAGGCACCUAAAGGAUUCUCCGACCAUGAGAUUUAACUCUUUGGCCUGAAUGCCAAGCAUCACAUCUGGAGGAAACCUGGCACCAUCCCUACGGUGAAGCAUGGUGGUGGCAGCAGCAUGCUGUGGGGAUGUCUUUCAGCGGCAGGGUCUGGGAAGACUAAUCAGGCUUGAGGGAAAUAUGAACGGAGCAAAGUACAGAGAGAUCCUUGAUGAAAACCUGCUCCAGAGCGCUCAGGACCUCAGACUGGGGCUACGGUUCACCUUCCAACAGGACAACGACCCUAAGCACACAGCCAAGACAACGCAGGAGUGGCUUCGGGACAAGUCUCUGAAUGUCCUUGAGUGGCCCAGCCAUAGCUCGGACUUGAACCCGAUCUAACAUCGCUGGAGAGACCUGAAAAUAGCUGUGCAGCGAUGCUCCCCAUCCAACCUGACAGAGCUUGAGAGGAUCUGCAAAGAAGAAUGGGAGAAACUCCCCAAAUACAGGUGUGCCAAGCUUGUAGCAUCAUACCCAUGAAGACUCUAGGCUGUAAUCACCUCCAAAGGUGCUUCAACCAAGUACUGAGUAAAGGGUCUGAAUACUUAUGUAAAUGUGAUAUUUCAGUUAAAAUUGUUGUAUACAUUUUCAAAAAAAUUUAAAAAACAGUUUUUGCUUUGUUAUUAUAGGGUAA